GAGGGGGCUCUUCAGUUUGGAGAAGCGUUGUUCGCAACCGACACAAGAAAGCUAGUAACAGGUAUGUCUCCAGAGAAUGAUGUCCAAAGUCCCUCCCUUGGUUUCAGUUCUACCAGGGACGAUCUCACUAUGAGUUGUGGUGAUCUAGAUAGUUCCCAUGAGCCUGGGAGAAGGAGCCGGGCACGCAGCAGUCUCCAGACAAGAACCCCCGAGGCUGACAUCAGUUGUCAUGGAGACUUUGCCAGUGGAAAGAGCCCUUUCCUGAAAAUACUAAUGGAUGCAGAAGCAGCUGCCAACUCUGCUGCCAUACACCUUGUGUCUUUUAAAGAUGCAAUGGAAGAUGAAUUUGCUGAUUCGAGACACUCUGCCGUAGAUAAACGCCGAAUUACAAGGCAGAGAGGACUUUUGCUGGAGAAGUUGGAGGAUUUUAAACGAAUAAAUAAAUCUGUUCGGCAGAAACUGAAGCGGCUCCAGGAAGCCGAGGCCAGUCGAACUGAUGCCGACCAACAGAUUGACAUCUUAUUGAAGAAGAUCACACAGGCAGAAAGUGAAAAUGAACAUUUAAAAAGAGAUUUGAGUGAGACAGAAAGAAGAGUUGAGGAGCUGAUGGAUCUGCGAAAGGAAGAGCAGGGCAACAUAAAGACUGCAGUUCACAUGACCAAGUCUGUGGAAGCGACUCGUGUUCACCUGCAGGGGCAGCUGCACAACAAGGAAGCUGAAAACAACCGUCUGACUGCACAGCUACGGACUCUGGAAAGAACCCUGACUGAACAGAAGAUGGAGAUUGAUGAUCUGAGAGGCUCCAUCACCUCUUUGACUGACAAGGCAGCACAGGACAAAGAAUCUCUCAAGAAAGCCACUCGAGCACAGAAACAGAGAGCUGAGAGAUUUGAAGCCGCCAUUGAGAAAUGCUAUGAACAGUUGAAGGAAAAGGAUUCUCAGCUGGCCAACGCUCGUUUAGAAAGAGAAUCCAGGAGACGGCAGAAGGAGCAGAUGACAGAUGAGAAAGACAAGCUUGAUGCUCAUGUAGAGUUAUUGAAAAGUCAAAUCGCAGACUUGACAGCGCGGCUGCAGAGGGAGAAGUGUGAGCUCACUGCGGCUAAUGAAACUGUGAUGCAGCGUGUUGAAAAACUCAGCGCUGAAAACGGAGACCUCAGCGUCAAUAAUGCAGCACUCAAGGUGUCUGUUGCUCAGUUGGAGCAGCAGCUGGAUGAUUGUGAGUCAGCACUGAUAGAGGAGAAGGUUGUGUCCCAGGAGAGGAAACAUCAAGCCGAACAGAGUCAAUAUCAGGUCACAGAACUUCAGGCUGAGAUUGAAGAUCUGAGAAUAAAAUAUGCAAAUAUUUUAAAAGAGACGAAAGAGAUGUGUGAUGGGAAAAGUACAACAGCUGAUAAGGUGAGGCAGCAGCUGCAGACACGUGUGGAGGAACUGAUGGCUUACCCUGAGUUACUGAGUGCAGCCGAGCAGAGUCUCUUCGAGUGCCAGGAGAACCUGCGGCGCUCAGAGAGGAAGUGCUCACAAAAGUCAGAGUCCAUUAAGCAACUGCAGGUUAAGAUGGAGGGUCAGACAAAAUUGCUGAGCUCAUCUAUGGAGAUGAAAGAAUCCAUCCAUGAGGCCAAUUUACAACUACAAGAGAAAUUGAAUUCUCUUCAAAAGCAAAUGGACAAGCUGCAGCAGGAGAACCUGGAGCUCGUACGGAGGCUCGCAGCUCAGGAGGAAGCGUUGAGCUACAGUAACCGGCAACUGGAUCAGCGCUCGACAGAGUGCCAGGCCCUCAGCCGGCAGCUGGAGGCUGCUUUAUCAGACGUCAAAAAACAGGUCAACAAGGUAACAGACCAGGCUCAUUCCAGAGAAGAGGCCCUUAGUACCAAAAUCCUGGAGCUGGAAGCAGAGAAGAGCAGAAGGGAUAAUGAGCUGAGGCUUCUUCGCCAGAGUAAGCUGACUGCAGAGAGGCAGUUUGAGGUGCGUCUGAAGGACCUGCAGCUGAGCCUGGACCAAUCAGAGAGCCACAAACAAAGCAUUCAGAACUAUGUUGAUUUCCUCAAAAACUCCUAUAAGACAAUGUUUGAUGAGGGCCUGCAAACUUCGACUUUUGGAUCUUCAUAUUUUCUAAAAUGAUCAGGGAUUUAUCUGUUUGUUUUAAAUUUUGUAUUUAUUUAUUUAUUUAUUUGGUUUUUGUACACUGUAAUAUUUAUAAGGCCUAUUUAAAAAAAGAAAACAAAAGCAAGAGUCUAUCCAUUUUAGAGGAUUUUUUUUCUAGCCCUGAGCUAUCUUUAUAUAUCUACUCCUUCAAUUAGCUAACAAUAUAUGACCCCCCCCCCCCCCCCCCCCCCAGAUGUCAGGGAAACCUGCUGCUGUUGUGAGAAGUUUCAAUACCUGUUUUUAUCUCAAGUCAUAUGCAGAUUAUGGACUGUGAACUCUCGGUGCUACUGUGUCUUACUCCCCUAUGACAAAGAGCCAGUUGCAUAAAUAUAUUUAAAGACUCGCCUAAGCUUUACACUUGUCUGAAGACAGUGUGUUGCAAAAAUAUUACUCAGUGACUUAUUUAAAGUCCCUAAAAACAGCGAAACAGAGAAAUAUGUUUGAGUUGUUAUUCAACACCUUAAACAAUGUGGCAAAUCAUUCGUCUGUUGUAAGAGCCUUAAAAAAUCGGCACAUCCGUGUUGACAGGAAAUUAAAUUCACAAUUUUGAAUAUUGAUUAAUUGUAAUUUAUGUCAUUCAGUGUUUCCAGCUUUACAAAUGUAGAGAUUUACAGCUUUUCUCUGUUGUUUUAUGGCUUUAAUCUGGAUACUGGAGGAUUUGGACUGUUGAUGGUUUAAGAAAAGCAAUGUACAGCAACUUCAAUGGACCUUUUCUACAAUUUUCUGAUAUUUCAUAGACUACUUUAUAUAUUGAAAAUAAAAAUAUAAAUUAAAGGGGGUUUCCCGCUGGGGAAAAUUCAUGUGCCACUAGGUGGAAGUGUUUUGUUAGCCAUCUUUUCUCCUCUGUCAAGUGGAGUCUAUUACCCACAGUCUGUUGUGCAGUUGGUUGUCAGUCUUUUAGCUCAGUCACUACUAAAUGUGAAACAUAUGAAGUUCAGUGUUUAUUGCAAGUGCAAGACAAGGUCUACCUUUGUGCAACUGGCUCCAGAUCGAAGAGGGUUUUUUUUUUUUUUGCCAUAUUUUGAAGCCAUACACUUGAUUAUGACAACAAUUGUUAACCAAUACAAUUAUUGCUUUAAAACAAAACAGUACUUUGGUGCAUAUGUCCCGGCCAAGUAUACCUGUGGUAGAAUAAACCACGUUUAACAUGGUGCUCCAUUUUAACAUGAAUAUGCUCCAGCUUUGCUCCCAUUAACCUCAUCAUAAUUCUUCUGCUGAUGCAUCUGUUGGGGAAAUUUCACUGUCUGAUGCUGAAAAACAGCUCGUGUAUGUUUUUGUAUUUUUAGCAGUCAUUGGAAGGUGUGAUGUGUACUGAAUGUGUUCAUGUUCUGAUUCUCAGCUGGACUGAGAUGAAUUAUGCUUAAAAUCAAUUGUUUAGCUGUCAGUUGUGAAGCUUAUGCCUUUAGGGUUGUAACCAUAAUUGCUGAGACACAUGCAACACUGGGAUAUUUCCAAACCACUGAUGCUGGUUUUGCUCUCAUGCUUUUGUAAUGGAAGUUUUUAAUGUUAGUACGGCUUAGGGGCACAGAAAGGUAGUGGUAUCUGCUGCAGCAUGAUUUACCUAAAUACUGAACUAAGUUUGUAUUGUACUGCACUUGGAUGUUCUUGUUCUCCUGUUGCUGCUUGAUUUGUGGUCCUAUACUGUAUCUAUGGUAAUAAACUACAAUCUUCCAGAA
Seriola aureovittata is the source of this 3818-nucleotide messenger RNA. Its product is annotated as outer dense fiber protein 2-like. The record is from RefSeq and is a predicted model, not a curated record. Bases 64 to 2118 code for a protein of 684 amino acids. The transcript has 17 exons. Gene Ontology annotation, cellular component: centrosome; ciliary basal body. Gene Ontology annotation, biological process: negative regulation of cilium assembly. Lineage: Eukaryota; Metazoa; Chordata; Actinopteri; Carangiformes; Carangidae.